Nematocida minor is the source of this 998-nucleotide messenger RNA. RefSeq lists its product as uncharacterized. The annotation marks the transcript as partial. The record is from RefSeq and is a predicted model, not a curated record. The transcript has a single exon. Lineage: Eukaryota; Fungi; Microsporidia.
AUGUCCAGGAGAGAAGCUAAAAUAAAGGUAAACGUGGAAGGAAUAGUAGAGAAGUGCAAGUCUAUCAAUAGUAGAUACAGUGAAGAUUUUUUAAAUGCAAACUGUAGAAAACCAAGCUAUUUGGUUAUACUAAAAGACAUAUUUGGUGGUGAUAGUCUAAAAAUAGAAAGUGAUCAUAGCAAAGAAGAGAAGGAGCGCAUCUUAGACAUAAUUAUAAAUGAUAUGUCUCAGUUCCUUAUAGAUAAUGAGUAUCAAGACUUAAGCAUGUACGUGAUAGGCCAAGCACUAAAGAGUAAAAACGAUAAAUCAAUUGAAUCUAAGUCGAUAGAAUUAAUUAAUAAGUUUAUGAAACCAAAUCCAUUUAUAUACAGACCAGAGCACGGGAUUCAUAGAAAGGUUGCCAUAAAUGAAUCAUUUGAGCCUCUAUAUCCGGAUGAAGAUAGUCCAUACUUAAGCACUGGAACAUCAUACACUCUGGAGAUCGAUGAUACAAAGCUACAAAAUGCACUUCAGCUUAGUGAAGAGAAUCUGCGUAAAAAAUAUUUUGUUUAUGCUAAUUCUCUAUUAUAUCUGCUAAAGCCAACAAAUAAUUUAAAAAAAUAUUCGUCUAUAAAAAAAAUCUAUACAUUAGAUGGACUGUAUGACUUAAAGGAAAAAAAUGUAACAUUUUUAGAUUACGGAUUGAGGCUGAUUUGCGAUAAAUACUAUACUUUUAAAAGACUAAUUGAGAGAAUCAGAAAAAUGGAAGCCGAUUCUUGCAAGCCAGAGAAUAUAGAAAAAGAAAUUAAGAAAGCAUUUAUUCAGGAAGACUUGGACAUAAUCAUUUCUAUCAUUGACAAUUUAGAGGAAAUUAAAUACGAGAAAAAUAUAUACGAUCGCAUGGUUAGAGCAUUGGAUUACAUGGCAAAUAACACUACGCUCUUAAAAGAAACAGAAGGGGGACCAAACAUUCUGAGGAUAAAAGCAGAUUUAAGUAAUUUUGAUGAAGACUACAUAAA